This is a messenger RNA of Guillardia theta CCMP2712, 1122 nucleotides long. RefSeq lists its product as hypothetical. Bases 1 to 1122 code for a protein of 373 amino acids. The record is from RefSeq and is a predicted model, not a curated record. Gene Ontology annotation, biological process: protein phosphorylation. The transcript is spliced from 15 exons. Gene Ontology annotation, molecular function: ATP binding; protein kinase activity. NCBI's taxonomy places the organism in Eukaryota, Cryptophyceae, Pyrenomonadales, Geminigeraceae.
AUGAUGCCGUCGUGUUUCGACUUGAUGAAACUGAAAGAUCCGAACAAGUCAGUGAAGACCCAAACUCGAGGCUGGUGCGGCGAGCAGGGAAGGUCACUUAAGGAGGCCAGCAGCGUUGACCUCGGCCUGAGGCUGGGUGGAAGCAUCCUCGGCUUCCUGUACCUGUUGUCUCCUCCCAACGUCAUGAAUGGUCUGCUCGACCGGCUCUUCCUCAAGGCCAUCGACGCGAGGAGUGAAGACAACUGGGGUCCAGACGACAUCAGCCCCAAGGUUGGUAGGACGCUGGGCAAGGGAACCUUCGGGCUGGCGUACGAGGCGUUCACGACGUCGGAAGGGAGGAAAAAGCUCAAGGGAAGGAGGGACGAGGAGGGACGAGUCGUCAUCAAGCGAUGCCUCGAUGAUGAUCAGGCUGACAUUGAAGCUUAUUUCAACCGGAGGGUUCGUCGGUUGGGCAAGCAAGCUUACUUUGCGACGUUUCUCGGGGCACAACGGCGAGCAGGCGAUGUGAUGGGACCUGGAAGACUUCUGGUUUGGAACUUCGAAGGGAGUCGAACUCUAGAGUCUUACAUGAUGGAGCCGUCAUUCCCAUUGAACCUUGAAUCUCUAGUGCUCUACAGAAGGCAAGCCAACCCCAAGGAGGAGUUCAAGACCCCCAAGUUUGGAGGGAAAGCUCGUUCGGAGGAGACUGAGAAGCGGGAAGUCGAAGUGAUCAAGAGGAUCGCAGCCAACACCCUGACGGCCCUCAAGACCCUUCAUGAUGCUGGCGUCGUCCACCGGGACGUGAAACCUGCCAACAUUCUCGUCGCCGAGACUGCCGAAGGAGCUCCUCUCCGCCUUAUCGACCUGGGGGCUUGUGUGGACCUUCGCAACGGGUUCAACUUUGAUCCUGAGAAGGGCUUGCUCGACCCUCGAUAUGCCCCUCCUGAGCAGUACAUCAUGCCUCAGGAUGUUCCCAAACCGCCCAAGGGAGUCCUGGCGCUGCUCGCUUCCCCUUUCUUGUGGCAGGCCAUGAGUCCGGAUCGCUUCGACACCUACAGCGUUGGCAUCAUGUUGAUGCAGAUGGCCAUUCCCCAGCUCAGAAAUGUUGCCAACAUCAAAGUUGUCAGCACUCAAUUGAAGUAA